Messenger RNA from Erpetoichthys calabaricus (reedfish), 4134 nucleotides. RefSeq names its product solute carrier family 13 member 2-like. Gene Ontology annotation, molecular function: transmembrane transporter activity. The record is from RefSeq and is a predicted model, not a curated record. Bases 92 to 1867 code for a protein of 591 amino acids. Gene Ontology annotation, cellular component: membrane. The transcript has 12 exons. Gene Ontology annotation, biological process: monoatomic anion transmembrane transport. Lineage: Eukaryota; Metazoa; Chordata; Cladistia; Polypteriformes; Polypteridae.
CUGACGUUAUUUAUUUUCCCAAGCCACACUCGAUUUUUAUCUUAUUUAUUUUCUCAUAUAUUUACUAUUACUUUAACUAAACUCUGCAAGAAUGAAUUUAUUCUUGAAAUGGAUUUGGGUGAAUAAGAACUAUCUGAUCAUGUUCCUCACUCCGCUUUUGCUCUUACCGCUGCCAGUUGUCAUUCCUUCUAAGGAGGCAGGUUGUGCAUUUGUCAUUGGCUUGAUGGCAAUCUUCUGGUGCACUGAGGCUCUACCACUGGCUAUCACUGCACUGAUACCAGCAGUGCUCUUCCCAAUGAUGAAGAUCAUGGAUUCUGAUGCGGUGUGCAACCAGUACCUAAAGGACUCCAACAUGCUGUUUGUGGGAGGUUUGCUCAUUGCACUUGCUGUUGAGCAAUGGAACCUGCAUAAGCGCAUUGCCCUCCGAGUCCUUCUCAUCGUUGGAGUCAAGCCAGCUCUGCUGAUGAUGGGAUUUAUGGGAACCACAGCCUUCCUGUCUAUGUGGAUCAGCAACACAGCCACUACCGCUAUGAUGGUGCCCAUUGCUCAAGCAGUGCUGGAGCAGCUGAGUAACAGCGAGGCUGAGGCACAGGCCGAUUGUGAAGGUGCCCAUCAGAACCCAGGAUAUGAGCCCGAGACAAUGACAGAGAAACCAAAACUGGAGUUGACAGACAAUGGCAGCAAUGGUCACAUCUUCCAAGUGGAAGAGGGAACAGGACCUGUAACCAACAGUUCAUCAGCUCUGAGGAAUAAGUACACCGAGCUGUCUAAGGGGAUGAGUCUCUGUGUGUGCUACGCAGCCAGCAUAGGGGGAACGGCAACGCUGACAGGGAGCACUACCAAUCUCAUUCUAAAGGGACAAGUAGAUGAUCUCUUUAAAAAUAACAAUGAUGUGGUCAACUUUGCUACCUGGUUUGCCUUUUCCUUUCCCAACAUGAUUCUCAUGCUGUUUCUAGCCUGGUUCUGGCUACAGUGGAUGUACAUGGGCUUCAAUUUCAAGGAGACAUUUGGCUGUGGAAAGGAACGCACAGAAAGGGACAGGAAGGCCUACAAUGUGAUUAAGGAGGAGCACAAUAAGUUGGGCAGGAUGACAUUUGCUGAGAUAGGCGUUCUUAUUAUCUUUAUUGUGCUGGUCCUGCUCUGGUUCACUCGGGAUCCUGGCUUCAUGAAGGGCUGGGCCACAGAUCUCUUCAAGGUAGAAAACAAACAGUAUGUCACAGAUGGGACUGUUGCCAUCUUCAUGGGCAUGGUCCUGUUUUUUGUGCCAUCUGAACUUCCACGUUUCGUCUGCUGUGAAAGAGAUCAGAGCCAGAGGGAAACUUUCAAGGCUCCAAAGGCCUUAAUGACUUGGGAUGUCGUUCAUGAAAAGAUGCCCUGGAAUAUUGUCCUGCUUCUAGGAGGUGGCUUUGCUCUGGCAAAAGGAAGUGAGGAAUCUGGCUUAUCUGGAUGGCUGGGUCAGAAGCUAACACCUUUACAGGAAAUCCCAGCCCCGGCCACUGCUCUUAUCAUCUGCCUACUUGUGGCCUUAUUUACGGAGUGCUCCAGCAAUGUCGCCACCACCACACUCUUCUUGCCUAUCCUGGCAUCAAUGGCCCAAGCCAUUAACCUCAAUCCUUUGUACGUCAUGCUCCCGUGCACACUCUGUGCAUCCAUGGCUUUCAUGCUUCCCGUGGCUACACCUCCAAAUGCAAUUGCCUUCUCCUAUAAAAACCUUAAAGUCAUUGAUAUGGUAAAGGCUGGAUCUAUGUUGAAUAUCAUUGGCGUGUUAUGUAUUAACUUGGCACUCAACACAUGGGGCAUGGCUUUGUUCCACUUGGACACAUUUCCAGAAUGGGCAAAAAUCAACUCCACAUCUCCAAACCCCUAACAACAGACCUCUACAACAUGGCAGACACAAAUGAAGGAAAAACCAAUGGAAGUCCACAUUUUAGCACUAUGUCCAAAGGUUUCUCUAAUCUCAGUGUACUGGGGCAGAGGCAUGCCUCCUUUAAAUCUGAGAAGAGAUGGUUUGAGAGUUUCAUGUAGAACUGAACAUUCAAAAUCAGUUGGAGCAGCUCACACCAAACUAUUUCUAUACAGAGGUAUAGAGCUGCCAUGCAUAUGUCAUGGUGUUUAGUCUCAAAAAUGUCAUCUUUCUUUUUAUAUACAUUUUAAAUGUAUUUUUAGUUUGGCUAAGCACAACCAAUGAACACCUUUUAUGUACUUUUUAAUGGCACUAAUAAUAUAUUUUGUACAUAUCGAAUCUGGGCCCGCAGAACUGGAAAGCACUGCUAGUCCUGGCGAAAGCACAGAAUGAGAAGUGCCAGUGGGAAGCAUUGCUGAGUGUAAUGGAUUUCAUUGAUGCCUUUAGCCAUUUAACAUCAUUAUGAAAUGGUUCAUUCACUGUCAGAUUUGUGUAAUUCUGUAAGAGGUCUUACCAUUACUGCUUAUACAACCACAGUUUUUGAGAACAGUAGCAGUGACAAUCUCAGUCCCCCGUCCUUUUAGUCAGACUUGAAUCCACAAGGUGCAUUCGAUUGUAGAAGGGUAUUUCCUUAUUAAGGCAGGUCAUUGAGGCUCAUAGUUAUCCUUAACUCUUUAAAUAUGCUGGACGUCGCUCUUGAAUAUUUGAACGCCACAAUGUUUGCAAAUAUCCUGACAAAACAGUUGCAACAUAGUAAAACUCUAAAGUGAAAGCCUCCAGUCACUAAAUUUAGGUGUGAAUAGAAUAGUUCAAACUAAAAACUUGAAGUCAUUGUCCACUUCUUGAGUGGAUGCAGUUUUCUACUUUCUUUUCAGAGUUAAUGAAUAUAAAUGCAUGAGAUUUAGAGUCUUAGUAGCUUAGACGUGAAAGUCUUAAAUAUUUUAAAAUGGAAGGUUUUUAAAUUAAUGUAACACAAUAAUCCCUGACAAACAGGUAAUGGGAGCUCAAACCUGUGAUAAAGAAUUAUUGAUUUCCACUUUUUCACAGCCAUAAUAUUUCAGAGUCUUAAUUAUAUGACAGUAAAAUAAUGACAAACUCGGCUUUUGUUGUUUGAGUGAAUGUCUUAGUCAAGUAGUGAUUUGUUCAAAUGGAUAUCGGUGUAAAGCUCUCUCUUCCUAUUGCUUUUGUAUUACAAUUCCUAGCCUGUUGGAGACCACACUUAUAGUGUGACUGCGAGUAGACAAACAGGAAUGAAGUGAGCAGAGCACAUCCAUUCUUGAACUUGAACAGAAGAAAAUACACCCAUUAGGUUUAAGUAUAGAAGUGAAAUGGAAUAAAUAAUAAUUCAUUACAUUUAUAUAGCGCUUUUCUCAAUACUCAAAGCACUAUCCACACAGGGAGGAACCGGGAAGCGAACCCACAAUCUUCCACAGUCUCCUUACUGCAAAGCAGCAGCACUACCACUGCGCCACCUGUGAGGACAUAAACUAUAUGAUGAAAUUCAAUAACAAUUCAACUAUCCAGCUUUUCAUCUUUUUAACUAGUUGUCCCACCCUACCUCGCUUUCAUUAUCUUCUACAAUGCUACAUAAAUUCUAUUUACAGGAAGAUGUAUGUGUGUUGGCCUUUUUGUAACACUGGCUUUGAAAACGUUUUAUUAGUCCUUCUGCACUUUAGGAGAAAUAUGAGAGUGGGCAUUUUAGGGGCAUGUAUAUUUUUAUUGGCUUAAAAGUAUAAUUUAUGAAUCAGUAAGCGAGGUACAGGUCAAUGCUAAGUGCUGUAUUGGUGAAUCUUAAUAAUAUUUAUAGAGUAAUCUGUAAAAUCCAUUUAAUAAGGUAAGUAUAAUUGAGAGCUUAGGUUGGAUUAAGUGAUGUGCAUGCAGGACUGGUCCUAGACCUUCACAUCUUUACAGCUGCAAAGUGGGCACAGUUUUAUAACCAAAAAUGAUGUCUUCUGCUAAAAGCUGUCUGUCUAAUGCUGCCUACUGAAACAAGAGAAAAAAAAACAGUGAAAUGCCUGAGUAAAGUCAAAAGAAAUGGGUUGUGCUAAAACACAAAUAACAAACAAAGUCAUUUUAACUUUAGAUGUACAAUAUUUGUUCCUUCAGAAAGAAACAAAACAUGUAAUGGACCCCACAAUAUGAACUUCUCAUCUGUAUUUAAUAGUAAAUACUCUACUGUACAUAUUUAACUUAUUGGAAAAUGCUGGAAUAAAACAGUGCUGUAAAUUUAA